UCUCACCAUGGAGGAGUCACUGCGGCCUGCGUCCUGCUUAGCUUUGGCCUCCAGGAAUCUCAUUCCUCAAUGAAGGAUACCACUGAGCACAGAGGGGGAACUUCAACACCUUUGUCCUCCUCACAAGUCCACUCGCCGAAUGUGCACUUUCUCGAAGCGAGGACAUGGCCAAGGUGUACAGACUCUCUAUAGGAAUAAUAACAGCUCUGGCCUUAUGCAAAUACUCCACGGCUGAUUGGAACGUCACCAUCGAGUCUGCCAAUCAAACGGAGGCCCCUUGUCGUCACCAUGGAAACGGAAACAAAUGCACAGCACCCACCUUAGAUACGGAAGAGUGGAAUGGGCAUUUUUCCAAAUGCCCGGAAGAACUCCACCACUACUGCAUCCACGGGGAGUGUCGCUAUAUCAAAGACCAGAAGACGCCCUCUUGCAGGUGUCAGCAUGGUUACGUUGGUUCCAGGUGUGAGUACAUAGACCUGGACUGGCAGAUAGGAGAGAGGCGGCAAUUAAUCAUCAUCUGCAUCAUUGCGGCACUCGUGCUCCUCAUCCUUCUCAUCUUGUUCGUCUUCAUCUGCUCACAUCGCAGGUGCAGAUUGUGCCGGAAGAAAGGACGACAGAGAGAGGAACCAAGGAAUGGGACCGAGAAGCUCCCUAUGAUGGAUACCAGUGGACAUACCUUGACACCAGACCCAGUGGAAACUCUACACAACAAUGACGUUUGAGAUGAGAGAGUGUCUGGGAACAUUUUGGGAUGUGGUCCUGAAGAUGCACAGGGACGAGAAAGCUUCAUAGACCUGCAGGCUGGUCAGGGAUGAAUCCUCCUGAGUCUGUCCAAGAUGGUUAUCAUGAGGAACAUAAAGUCGAAACACUGCCUGUGACCAGAAACAAGCUGGCGAUGCCUUGUUGGAUUCCACAAAAAGACAAGCUGGAUAUCACUCACCGGGUGUUGCCUGCAAGAUCCUUUUAUUCCACUGCUGAGGAGCGACAGGCGCCCGCAGCCUUUCAAGAGCUGCCAACUGCUGUGGGCUAAACAAAUAAAAUGUUGCUAUGAUGGAAAAAAGCUGCAGCACAGGUGGCAGAUGGUGAUAACGAUUGCUUGGGUUACACUCAUUAGAGUCGUGCAGAAGAUAGCAGACCACUGACUUCGUAAUGAACACAAAUACUUCAACAUGCAUCCAGUGUGUUUACAUCAACACUUACCAUCAGUUCAUCGUUGAUCUGUAAGACCUACACUUGUUCACCAUGUCCUCUACUAAGACAUCUUGGCAACCCAUAAGACUGAAUCACAAACCAUAAACCAAAGGGCAAACCCUAACCCGACUGCGUAACCUAACCCUAACCCUAAACAUUAAGGCUAACCGCAAUCGCUAACCCUAAACCAAAUUUGUGUACUGUGUUAUUUGCUGAAUGGUCUGCUUUAACCCUAACCCUAACCCUAACCCUAGUCUCUAAACGUUAAGGCUAACCCAAAUGACUGAACACUUCAGUCUAACCUUAACCCUAAUUGGUCUAUGAGAUAUUCAACUAUCUGCAGUCUAAUUUGUACUAUUUUGGUUGUUUCUGGCAAACAAGAACAUGUUCUUCCCUCACUCCAACCCUAAACCUCAAGAAGAACCCUGACCCUUACUGGGCUACUGUUUGGAUCCUCCAUUGAAUGUCCUCUCUUUUUUGGGAAUUUUGCCCAUCAUCCACAACCCUUUUGUGAAACAUGAACACACAUCUUUCCCUUUUCUGUGCAUUCUAAAGAGAGAAAAACAGCUUGCAUGAGGCAGCUAACAAUGCCGAUCCGAUACUGAUACUUUGCGCAAAUUUGAAAAAUGAGUGUGUUUCAAAUCAUAACAAAUGUAUUUUAAACAUACGGCAUACCAUUUGGACAAGGUCUGAAUCAUUUAGUUACUUUCCACUGUGUUCCUGUUAAUGAUAUGCAUGACCUCAAAUGACUGUAUAAAAGCCUAAAGGUCUGGUAUCGGAGGUAACAAUAUUUCAGUAUCAAGCCGCACAUCGCUACUACCGAGCGGUAACGUAAGCGAAUGGAGUUGCUGCAUCGCCGGUGAGUUUGAAUUGAAUUUACCAGCUCAACAGGGAGCACAAGUCUCGUGCUGAAAGACACAGCCAUCCCAGUGAGAGCAGGCAUUGUAUUGUAAGUGACUGUUUCAUUAUUUGGUCAAUGAAACUUUUAGCACUAGUGCUACAUGCUAACGCUGUGGGAAUGGCUUCGUGUUCCACUGUAGGUGGAUCUGCCUAGCACCUAGCAAUGUUAUUCUCUGCCUGGGGGGGAUUAAAAGUAAAAAGUUGCAGUCGUCUUGGUUAUCACGAAGUCUGCCGUGAUUAGUGAUAGCAAACGCUCUCUCCAUGUUGGUGUUGUUGAUGGAAGCAGCGUUUGUUGCUAUGUGCUCUGUGAAAUCAAUGCGCCCCGGAAGGAAGCCCCGGUAAUGCUUAAAAUGACCAAAAUACUGUAAAUAUUCCAUGUUAUCAUGAAUGUACCUGCUACUACAUGGUCACAGAGUGUAUAUAAAACGAUAAAACAUGGGUGUAGGUUUUUUAAGAGGGCUCUAUAGGCCAACUAGGUGAAUCCCAUUAUGUGCAUUGUUAGCUUCCUCGUGCUAGCAGUUUUUCUGUUUAGAAAGCCCAGAAAAGAGAAAGCCAUGUGUGUUCAUGUCUCACAUAAGGAUUGGCCUUUCAACCAAGCCUCAGAAUCUGAUGAUACUUUUCAGGCUUACAGUUCUUACGGUUUUCACUUACAUCUUAUCCAAUCAUAUCGCUACGCCCUUGUCCUCCAGAAUGUUCCAGAAGCAUUGCUUGUGUCUAUUUACGUUGUACACCGCAAGCUACGUUUUUGUUGGAGUGGUACAUGUAAAAGGGAGCAGUUUCAGAGUCCGAAGUUAAAGAAGUACAUACAAGGAGGACUUGUACCUAAGUGUAUAUUUGGACCCAAGCAGUGUCCGAGUGAAACAAACGAUCCAGUGUGGAGUGGGGAGAGACUGGCCCACUGUUUGCACGGUUCACUGAAUGUUUAAGAGCAAGGUUAGCGAAGUGGGCUCUCUUAUUUAAGUUUUCAUUAGUCUGCUGUUUGUAUUUAUAUGAAGUCUCACAAUAUCCACCAUAAAACAAAUGCAACGUUCA
This is a messenger RNA of Dunckerocampus dactyliophorus (ringed pipefish), 3123 nucleotides long. It is a transcript of the gene btc, whose product is annotated as betacellulin, epidermal growth factor family member. NCBI's taxonomy places the organism in Eukaryota, Metazoa, Chordata, Actinopteri, Syngnathiformes, Syngnathidae. The record is from RefSeq and is a predicted model, not a curated record. The transcript is spliced from 5 exons. Gene Ontology annotation, biological process: positive regulation of mitotic nuclear division; positive regulation of cell population proliferation; epidermal growth factor receptor signaling pathway. The coding region runs from base 165 to 722 and encodes 185 amino acids.